Pecten maximus is the source of this 1365-nucleotide messenger RNA. RefSeq names its product putative elongator complex protein 1. Lineage: Eukaryota; Metazoa; Mollusca; Bivalvia; Pectinida; Pectinidae. The annotation marks the transcript as partial. Gene Ontology annotation, molecular function: tRNA binding. The record is from RefSeq and is a predicted model, not a curated record. Gene Ontology annotation, biological process: tRNA wobble base 5-methoxycarbonylmethyl-2-thiouridinylation. The transcript is spliced from 10 exons. Gene Ontology annotation, cellular component: cytosol; elongator holoenzyme complex.
AGUCUUCUUCCUACAUUCUAAUGUGAGAUAUAUUUUACAGGUUGCAUCUAACUGUACGUCACUGGCUGUACACAGUGAAUACCUCCUUCUGACAACCCUGACUCACACCUGUCGCUGUAUCAGUAGGCACACAAAGGUUCAAGUUCUGCCUACGCUGUCGGACGGAAAGGCUCACCCGUUUGAUGAGAGUGUACGCCGGGUGGAGAGAGGGUCUAGAAUCGUUUGUGUAGUUCAGAAUGAAACCAAGCUAGUCUUACAGAUGCCUCGUGGUAACCUAGAGACAAUCCACCCCCGGGCACUCGUGUUGUCCGCAGUCAGGAAAUACCUGGACAGUCUGGAGUUUGGUAAAGCUUUCGUGUGUAUGAGGAAGCAUCGACUCAACCUGAACCUUAUAUAUGAUCACUGUCCUCAAAGUUUCCUUGACAAUGUUCAAAAGUUUGUCCAGCAAGUCGCACUUGUCGAUCACAUCAACCUCUUCCUCACAGAUCUCAGGGAGGAAGAUUGUACGGUGACUAUGUAUACUGCGGCCUACAACCGGUCAGCUUCUGUCGGAGACGAGGGCACUGACCAACCCAGUAAAGUGGACAAAGUUUGUGAUGUAGUCCGAGAAGCACUUAUCAGUUUGGACGAAAAGAAGUACUUACUUUCCAUACUGACAUCUUAUGUACGGAAGAGUACACCAGAGCUAGAGGCUGCCCUGUUAAUGGUGAAGACACUCCGAGCCAAGCCAAGUGACCAGCAGACCAUGUCAGCAGAGGAAGUAUUAAAAUACCUGGUCUUCCUCGUGGACGUCAAUGAGAUGUUUGAUGUUGCCCUGGGAACAUACGACUUUGACCUGGUUCUGAUGGUUGCUGAGAAGUCACAGAAGGAUCCAAAGGAAUAUAUUCCCUUCCUGAACCAGCUUCGUAAGCUUAGCGGUCACUUCCAACUCUACACGAUAGACGAACACCUGAAGCGGUACAGCAAGGCCUUGGUACACAUCAGUAAAUGUGGACCGGAGCACUUUGAGACUUGUAAGACAUCGAUACAGAAACACAAGCUUUAUACUGAGGCCCUACAACUGUUCCCAGUGUCUUCUGAUGAAUACAAGAGUAUUGCGAAAAUAUAUGGUGAUUAUUUAUCUGACAAACGUCGCCAUCUAGAUGCAGGAAUAAUGUAUAUUAAGGCGGAAGAAUGGGAAAUGGCCCUGCAGGACUUUCAGACAUGUCUACAGUGGCGUCAAGUCUUUUGUAUGACCGCUAGACUCAAGUACAGUUCAGAUACAGAGGCUGAAAUUGCUCGCAAACUCGCAGAACAAUUGAAGAUGAAGAAACUGCAUCUGGAUGCUGCCCAUGUCUUAGAACAAUACGCAAAGGUAAAGACAGU